Molecule: messenger RNA, 2281 nt
Organism: Eutrema salsugineum
Lineage: Eukaryota; Viridiplantae; Streptophyta; Magnoliopsida; Brassicales; Brassicaceae
Product: serine/threonine-protein kinase PBL27
Exons: 5
Coding region: 298-1839 (513 amino acids)
Biological process (GO): protein phosphorylation
Molecular function (GO): ATP binding; protein kinase activity
Source: RefSeq, a predicted model, not a curated record
GCACCCACAAUCCCACAUACAAAAAAAAAAGUUUCCUUGAUUUGUUGAUCUGCCGCUGGCCUCGAUCUCUCUCCAAAGAUCUCGAGUGAGAGAGAGAGAGAUGAUGCAUUGAAAAAAAGCCGAGGCUUUUCGUCUUUAGUUUUCUGUUUUUCCUGUUUGGCUUCACAGUAAAAAAAAAAACACAAAAAUUCUCGAGAUGUGUUGAGCUUAAGUUGGGAUUCUCCAGUUGAUUGAUUUUGUCGGUAGGGUUUCUUUGUUCUUUGGAAUUCGGAUUUCUCCGAGGACUUAGCUUCGGAGAUGAGUGGGUGCUUGCCUUGCUUUGGAUCUUCGGCUAAAGACGCUGCUGCGAAAGAUUCGGUGAAGAAGGAAGUUUCAGCUAAAGACGGCUCAGUUACUCAGUCUCACCAUGUCAUCUUAGACAAAUCAAAGUCUCGAGGAGGUCCUGAACAUAAGAAGGAGAUAACCGCUCCAAAAGAAGGGCCAACUGCUCAUAUCGCUGCACAAACGUUUACUUUCCGAGAGUUAGCUGCCGCCACUAAAAACUUUCGACCGGAAUGCCUUCUUGGAGAAGGAGGUUUCGGGCGUGUUUACAAGGGUCGUCUAGAGAGCACAGGACAGAUAGUAGCUGUUAAACAGCUAGAUCGAAAUGGUCUACAAGGAAACAGAGAGUUUCUUGUAGAGGUUCUUAUGCUGAGCCUUCUGCAUCAUCCCAAUCUUGUCAAUUUGAUUGGUUAUUGUGCUGAUGGUGACCAGCGUCUUCUUGUGUACGAGUAUAUGCCACUAGGAUCGUUGGAGGAUCAUCUACAUGAUCUUCCACCGGAUAAAGAGCCUCUGGACUGGAACACGAGAAUGACAAUAGCUGCAGGAGCAGCGAAGGGACUGGAGUAUUUGCAUGAUAAGGCGAAUCCGCCAGUGAUCUACAGAGACUUGAAAUCAUCCAACAUUCUUCUUGGUGAUGGCUACCACCCGAAGUUAUCUGAUUUCGGGUUAGCUAAGUUGGGCCCUGUGGGCGACAAAACACACGUCUCAACACGUGUUAUGGGCACAUAUGGCUAUUGUGCACCAGAAUACGCCAUGACCGGGCAGCUCACAUUGAAAUCUGAUGUUUAUAGCUUUGGAGUUGUGUUUCUCGAGCUCAUCACGGGUCGAAAAGCGAUUGAUAAUGCUCGAGCGCCGGGAGAGCACAACCUCGUCGCAUGGGCUAGGCCGUUGUUCAAAGAUCGUAGGAAGUUUCCGAAGAUGGCGGAUCCAUCAUUGCAAGGGCGGUAUCCAAUGCGUGGUCUAUAUCAAGCGCUAGCGGUUGCAGCAAUGUGUUUACAGGAACAAGCAGCGACAAGACCGCUGAUCGGAGACGUGGUGACAGCUCUUACUUACUUGGCUUCUCAAACGUUUGACCCUAACGCGUCAAGCGGUCAAAACAGUAGAAGCGGUAGUGGGCCGCCGUUUAUUAGGACGAGGGAUGAAAGGAGAAGCAUGGGAGAUGGGAGUAGCUUGGAUAGUCCUGCAGAGACUCGUAGCAGGUUAGGGUCACCAGCGACACACAAGAACUCUCCUGAUUACAGACGAAGGGAUAUGGUGAGGGAAGUGAAUGCAGGAUCAGAGGCAGGGAGUGAGACAGGAGGCGGGUCAGGGAGAAAGUGGGGAUUAAGCGAUGUGGAAGGGACAGAGUCACAGAGAGGGAGUCCAGCGAGUGUUGGGAGAGCGACGAGAGGGACUCCGAGGAACCGGGAUUUGGAUAGAGAGAGAGCGGUGGCGGAGGCAAAAGUGUGGGGAGAGAAUUGGAGGGAGAGGAAAAGAGCUACCAAUGGACCGGGAAGCUUUGAUAGUUCAAAUGACUGAAAGGGAAAAAACUUCAAAAUAUUUGUAUGUUUGCAAAGGAGAGGAAAUUUCGUCUUUGUGGCAAGAAGCAAAGGGAGAGACUUUUGGGGUCAUAUGUCGGGUCGGGUCUGUCAGUUGUCGGAUUUGAUGUCUGAGUCAGAAGGGAGACUCUUCAAUAUUGUGGUUGAAGCUCAAGAACAUUUGCAGGAAGAGAUGAUGAGUAGAGAGAUGUUGGACGAUUAGGAGGGGAAAGAAAAGGUUUUUUCAAGUCAUGUUUUUGGGGUUUUUUUUUCUUUUUUUCCAAAAUGGGUUGUAUAUGUAAUGGGAGGGAGAAUUUGAGUCGAUUUUUAUGUUUCUUUUUCUGUUCUAUUUUUAAUGUAUCCUGUGUAUGGAUUCGAGUCUCUCGGAAAGAGAGAAAAAGAAAAGAAGUGAGUCUUACAAUCUAAGUCAGCUUCUUACCAUU